UGACGGCUCGGACGAAUCUUACUGACCCUGCUGUGGCACACUGGAUGCACGCUAGCAAUUUGCGCUGGAAACAGAUCUUUCUUCCCCGAUUAGCGGGCUCCUGGCUGCUGCUGAGGUGGGUUCCAUCCAUCUCACUCAUCAUCACCUUCCGGUCAUAUCUUGAAGUCUCAUUCAUCUGGGCUCGCAUCCCGCCUCCAUCAACCCCAUCAUUGGCAAAAGAAUACCCUGCGUUGAUGCGAUGAUGGACGAGCAGCAGACAUGCAUCGUAUCGUGCCCGUUGAAUGGCGGCAGGGCAAUGAGAAGGAUGCAACUAGCAGUCGACCCGUCCUUCCAUUGAUGCUUGGGUUGGGUAGCAAAAGCUGGUGUCUGGUCAAUCCGGUGCAGUGUGAGAGAACACGCCCGGUUUUUAGGGGAUGCCGAUGUUCUGUAGCACCACUGGUGCCAUUGGAUGGCAUCUCUCGGCUGGCCAUGGCCACUGCUGAUUCGGUGGACGGGCUCGCAACCAACGGCUCCUUCCUCAGAUUCCCCAUAAGUUAUCGAGUAGGUACCCUUGUAGUGCUUCCCUCCUCGACCACCUCUGUCCGCUCCUUGAAUAUAUCCCUCGCCCGCAAAAGGAAAGGAGCGCCUCUGGCGACGACGCAACAGCAGCCAGUCGUCUGUGAGACGCCGCGCUUGUCGCAUGCGAAUCCCAACUGGACGGCAUGCUCACGCGGCCAUUCAUGCGGGAUGCGGUCGGCAGUAACGUCGGUAGGAAGUCGGCGGGUUCUCUCGAUAUUUCCUCCCCAGCCAUGAUACCUUAAAAGUUAGGAUGGAUGAGCUGUCUCGACCGAUGAUGUGGCUAGCGUGGUUGAGUUACGAUUUACGAUCCCUUCCAGCAAGGUAUGAGUUUGUACCAGUCUGCUAAGAUAGACAGAUUUCCGAAGGUCUCAAUAUCUGCGACCCGUGCUGCGCCUUCUUCCAAUUUUCUCUUGAU
Molecule: messenger RNA, 973 nt
Organism: Canariomyces notabilis
Lineage: Eukaryota; Fungi; Ascomycota; Sordariomycetes; Sordariales; Chaetomiaceae
Exons: 1
Coding region: 259-792 (177 amino acids)
Source: RefSeq, a predicted model, not a curated record